This is a messenger RNA of Penicillium angulare, 3633 nucleotides long. Its product is annotated as DDB1/RSE1 family protein. The coding region runs from base 1 to 3633 and encodes 1210 amino acids. Gene Ontology annotation, molecular function: U2 snRNA binding; protein binding. The transcript has 4 exons. The record is from RefSeq and is a predicted model, not a curated record. Lineage: Eukaryota; Fungi; Ascomycota; Eurotiomycetes; Eurotiales; Aspergillaceae. Gene Ontology annotation, cellular component: U2 snRNP; nucleus. Gene Ontology annotation, biological process: mRNA splicing, via spliceosome.
AUGGCGACUACCUCCCACAUGUUUAUGUAUUCCCUGACGAUCCAGCCUCCAACUGCCGUCACUCAAGCUGUCUUGGGUCAAUUUGCUGGAACCAAAGAGCAGCAGGUCAUCACAGCCUCUGGCUCCAAGCUCACCAUUCACCGGCCGGACCCGACCUUGGGAAAAGUCACCCCAAUUUUCUCUCAAGAUGUCUUCGGCAUCAUUCGAUCAUUGGCAGUGUUUAGGUUGGCUGGAAGCAAUAAAGAUUAUCUGAUCAUCGGCUCGGAUUCGGGUCGUAUCACGAUCGUUGAAUAUGUCCCCUCUCAGAAUCGCUUCAACCGAAUUCAUCUGGAAACAUUUGGCAAGUCUGGAGUCCGUAGGGUUGUCCCGGGACAGUAUCUCGCAGUCGAUCCCAAGGGACGUGCUUGCCUCAUCGCCUCGGUGGAGAAGAACAAGCUGGUCUAUGUUCUCAACCGCAAUUCCCAGGCUGAGCUCACCAUUUCAUCCCCCCUCGAGGCCCACAAGCCCCAGACAUUGGUGUUUGCGAUGAUUUCCUUGGAUGUCGGCUACGAUAACCCCAUAUUCGCUGCUCUCGAAGUGGACUACUCAGAGGCCGAUCAAGAUCCUACUGGCACAGCUUACCAAGAAAUUGAGAAGGUCCUGGUGUACUAUCAGCUGGACCUGGGACUCAACCAUGUGGUCCGCAAGUGGUCUGAUCCAGUCGACCGUACUGCCAACAUGCUCUUCCAAGUCCCUGGGGGUGCAGAUGGUCCAAGUGGUGUUUUGGUUUGCGCUGAAGACAAUAUCACCUACCGUCAUUCAAACCAAGAUGCAUUCCGGGUCCCCAUCCCCCGUCGCAGUGGCCCUACAGAAAACCCCGAGCGAAAGCGAACCAUCGUUGCGGGUGUAAUGCACAAAAUGAGGGGUGCCUUUUUCUUCCUCCUCCAAACCGAGGACGGCGACAUAUUCAAGGUUAUGCUUGAUAUGGCCGAAGAUGACAAUGGGCAAAUGACUGGCGAGGUCCAGGGUCUGAAGAUCAAAUAUUUCGACACUGUCCCUGUGGCAUCGAGCCUUCUCAUCCUGAAGAGCGGUUUUCUUUUCGUUGCCAGUGAAUCUGGCAACCAUCAUUUCUACCAAUUUGAGAAACUUGGCGAUGAUGACGAAGAAAUUGAAUUCAGCAGCGACUCCUUUUCUGCUGAUCCUUCCGCCCCAUAUGAACCAGUGUUCUUCCACACUCGGCCAUCAGAGAACCUGAACUUGAUGGAAUCCAUCAACUCCCUUAAUCCAUUGAUUGACAGCAAGGUUGUCAAUCUCACAGAGGAUGAUGCCCCGCAAAUUUAUUCUGUUUGUGGCACUGGUGCCCGAAGCACAUUCCGAACCCUCAAGCAUGGGCUAGAAGUGUCCGAGCUGGUAGAAUCAGAGCUGCGUGCAGUUCCUUCUGCUGUGUGGACGACAAAGCUCACUCGGUCUGACGAGUACGACAGAUAUAUUGUACUGUCUUUCACCAACGGAACCAUCGUUCUCGGUAUUGGCGAAAUCGUUGAAGAAAUCACCGAAGAUUCCGGAUUCCUUUCGACAGCCCCUACCUUGGCUGUCCAACAGCUCGGCGAGGACUCUCUCAUUCAAGUCCACCCUCGCGGAAUCCGUCAUCUCCUAGCGGAUCAUCGAGUUAAUGAGUGGCCUGCUCCACAACAUCGUUCUAUCGUUGCUGCUGCAACCAACGAGCGCCAAGUUGCCGUCGCCCUCAGUUCCGGCGAGAUCGUCUACUUUGAAAUGGAUGCCGAUGGAUCACUCGCAGAAUACGAUGAUAGGCGUCAAAUGUCGGGCACAGUCACUUGUCUCAGUCUUGGAGCGGUCCCUGAAGGUCGUGUCCGCAGUUCUUUCUUGGCUGUUGGCUGCGAUGAUUCCACCGUUCGCAUUCUCAGCUUGGACACGAAGAACAUGCUUGAAAACAUGUCUGUUCAGGCCCUUACGUCGGCACCAUCGGCGCUGAACAUCAUGUCCAUGGCCGAUUCUAGCUCAGGGGGCACCACUCUAUAUUUGCAUAUCGGUCUUUACUCUGGUGUAUAUCUUCGUACUGUUUUGGACGAAGUGACCGGUGAACUGUCUGAUACUCGCACUCGAUUCUUAGGAGCAAAGCCUGUCAAGCUUUCUCAGGUUUCUGUCCAAGGUCAAACUGCCGUGCUGGCCCUGAGCUCUCGAUCAUGGCUUGGAUAUUCUGAUGUUCAGACCAAGAGCUUCAUGCUCACCCCGCUGGACUACGGUGGUCUGGAGUGGGCUUGGAAUUUCUCUAGUGAGCAAUGUCUGGAGGGUAUGGUUGGUAUCCAAGGCCGCAAUCUCCGGAUCUUCUCCAUUGAAAAGCUCAACAACAACAUGCUUCAGGUGUCAAUUCCCCUAGCCUACACCCCACGUCGCUUCGUGAAGCACCCUGAUCACCCUCUCUUUUACGUUAUUGAAUCCGACAAUAAUGUAUUGGCUCCUGCAACUCGCGAGAGCCUUCUUAAAGACUCAGGGGCUCAAAAUGGUGAUGCUGCGGCUUUGCCAGCUGCCGAAUUUGGCUACCCACGUGGAACUGGUCAUUGGGCAUCUUGCAUUCAAGUAGUGGACCCGCUUACCUCUAACGAGGUCGUUUUCACUCUUGAUAUUGAAGAGAACGAGGCGGCUGUCAGUGUUGCUGUUGUUCCCUUCUCUAGUCAAGAAGAUGAAACAUUUUUGGUCGUGGGAACUGCCAAGGACAUGGAGGUCAGCCCGCCCAGAUCCAAGGGUGGUUUCAUCCAUAUCUAUCGCUUCCAAGAAAAUGGUCGCGAAUUAGAAUUCAUCCACAAGACGAAGGUUGAUGACCCCCCGCUUGCUCUCCUCGCAUUCCAAGGCAAGCUCUUAGCCGGAAUCGGCUCCAUUCUCCGCCUGUAUGAUCUCGGUGUGAAGCAGCUCCUGCGCAAAUCACAGGCUCCUGCGGUUCCCUCCACCAUCGUCGGACUUCAAACCCAGGGUAGCCGUAUUGUGGUCAGUGAUGUGCGGGAAAGUGUGACAUUCGUGGUCUACAAGCAACAGGAAAAUAUCCUGAUUCCGUUUGUGGAUGAUUCUAUUGCGCGCUGGACCUCUUCCACUACUAUGGUUGACUACGAAACUGUUGCUGGUGGUGACAAAUUCGGCAACCUGUGGUUGUUGCGAUGCCCCAACAAGAUCUCCGAAGAGGCGGAUGAGGAUGGAUCUGGUGCUCAUCUUGUUCAUGAGCGAGGUUAUCUGCAGGGAACCCCGAACCGUCUUGAACUGAUGGUACACUACUAUACCCAAGAUAUCCCGACCAGUCUGCACAAAACCCAGCUGGUGGCGGGUGGUCGGGAUAUUAUCGUCUGGACCGGCUUCCAAGGAACGAUCGGCAUGUUUGUUCCUUUUGCUAGCCGUGAAGACGUUGACUUCUUCCAAAGCCUGGAGACGCAGCUGGCUGCGCAAAACCCUCCAUUGGCCGGUCGUGACCACCUAAUCUACCGCGGUUACUACGCACCGUCUAAGGGCGUGAUCGACGGUGACCUGUGUGAGAUGUACUUCCUGCUGCCCAACAACACGAAGAUGAUGAUUGCCGCGGAGCUUGAUCGAUCUGUUCGGGAGAUCGAGCGUAAGAUCUCGGACAUGCGAACACGAGUGGCAUAUUAA